AUGUCUGCAUAUGAGCCCUGGAUCAUGCUGUGUGUUCGCUCCAUCACAGCGGCUCAUUCAGAAUGCAUUGUCUUUGCAGGUGGCGAUCGCAACUGUGGCGUUCAUGAGCUGAUCUGCGUCCGAAAAGUGUCUCCAGAGGUGCUGGGGUUUCUGACAGCCAUCGGACUCUUCAUCAUUCUUAUGACCUUCUUGUUCUGGUACCUCAACAACAAACUAGCCCUCGAGAACCCAGGCAGCCUGACGUGCCUUGACGACUUCAGGAAAAACACAGAGCUACAAGAAAAGCCCUACACUGAUGCGCACCUGCACGGCUCCUCUUCAGACUCUGAGGAUGAGCUGAUGGGGCAGUACCAGGAGGCCGUGUGCCGCUCUCAGGGGCUCAGAGGAGGGGCGCGCUCCUCCUCCAAACCACUGGGGGGCUUCAGCUGGGACACACGCCACAAAUACAGCCUGCUCACUGCUGAGUACGACGGAUACAGCAGCGAUGCCUCUGCUGACGACGCUAACUGUAUCCAGCGCAUGAGCCGGACCCCUCCUCUGGACGAGCUGCAGCCUCCGCCCUAUCAGGAUGAGAAUGGAUCACCGCGCAUGUCCUGCACUCUGUCUGACCUGGGGGACGCCAAGUGUGACCUGUCCCAGACCAGCGGCAGCCCACACAUGUCCUACAGCAAGUGUCCAAGCGAGGGCAGUGAUGGGCCCGAGACGGAGAGUUACCUGAACAAGGGCUACGAGGAGGACGUGCCCAGUGACAGUACGGCCGUGCUCAGCCCAGAGGACUUGUCGGCUCGUGGAUCUGCUGCACAGCUCCCUAAAGGCUAUGAGCCGGACCCCGUGGCCAAGUAUGGUACGCUGGAUGUGGUGUUCGACUACGACUCGGAGGACCAGCAGCUGGGGGUCACCAUCAUGGCCGCCACUGACCUCCCCCCAGUGAAACGCACAGGGAACCUCUCCUGGCAGGUGCAUUUGGUGCUCCUGCCCACCAAGAAGCAGAGGGCCAAGACAGGCGUCCAAAGAGGGCCCUGUCCCAUCUUCACCGAGACGUUCUAUUUCAGUCACGUGGAGGCGGAGAUGAUCGGAAACUACGCCCUCAGGUUCAGGCUCUAUAGCAUGAGGCGCAUGAAGAAGGAGAAGGUGCUGGGAGAGAAAGUCUUCUACCUCACCAAGCUCUGCCUACAGGGAAAGAUGUCUGUGCCCGUCAUACUGGACCCCUGCUGCACACUAUUGGGCGGGGAAUCACAAGUCAGCCUUUCAGACAUGACAUGCAGUGAAAGCGCCUCAUCAUUCCAGUCCGUCAGCCAAACCUCAACACCGGAGAUCCUCGUGGGCCUGGUGUACAACGCCACAACGGGACGCCUGUCAGUGGAGGUCAUCAAAGGCAUCCAUUUCAAAAACCUGGCUGCCAACAAGCCACCCAAUGGGCUGUUCUGUUGUCUAAAACACUUGAUAGGGGGACAGGUUUAUAUAAUCAGAGACACAUAUGUGAAGCUGACCCUGCUCAACUCCAUGGGCCAUGAGAUGUCCAAAUGUAAGACGUCCAUCUGCAGAGGGCAGCCCAAUCCCACGUACAAAGAGACCUUCAUCUUUCAGGUGGCUCUGUUCCAGCUCUCAGACGUGACACUCAUCCUGUCGGUCUACAAUAAGCGCAGCAUGAAGCGCAAGGAGAUGAUUGGCUGGAUCUCUCUGGGCCUCAACAGCUCCGGAGAGGAAGAGCUCUCCCACUGGACUGAGAUGAAAGAGUCUAAAGGACAGCAGGUCUGCCGCUGGCACAGUCUGCUGGAGUCCUAA
Messenger RNA from Boleophthalmus pectinirostris (great blue-spotted mudskipper), 1785 nucleotides. It is a transcript of the gene syt14a, whose product is annotated as synaptotagmin XIVa. Bases 1 to 1785 code for a protein of 594 amino acids. The transcript is spliced from 8 exons. The record is from RefSeq and is a predicted model, not a curated record. NCBI's taxonomy places the organism in Eukaryota, Metazoa, Chordata, Actinopteri, Gobiiformes, Gobiidae.